Molecule: messenger RNA, 4579 nt
Organism: Gossypium arboreum
Lineage: Eukaryota; Viridiplantae; Streptophyta; Magnoliopsida; Malvales; Malvaceae
Product: putative disease resistance protein At3g14460
Exons: 3
Coding region: 219-4001 (1260 amino acids)
Biological process (GO): defense response to other organism
Molecular function (GO): ADP binding
Source: RefSeq, a predicted model, not a curated record
AAAAACACACACACAGAGGAAAAAAGAAACCCAAUUUAACAUAUUAUUUAUUAUAUGUUCCCGACAAACUUAUGAAAAUAAUUAUUCUCGGUUACCAACAAACUUGCCUGCUGAAAACCGUUAAUCAAGCAAUCAGAAGUUAACAAUUAUCAACAAAUUAACACUUUAUUUCUCCAUCUUUCAUCUUCUCCUUCAAUUCUUACCUUCGAGUACCAGACAUGGCGGGUGCCUCAGUUGGUGGAGCUUUUCUCUCGGCAGCUCUUCAGGUUCUGUUCGAUAGAAUGGCUUCUCAAGGAUUCCUGGAUUUCAUUAGGGGAAAGAAACUGGAAAAGGGAUUGGUGAAGAAACUGAAGCCAACGUUGAUGUCUGUUAAGGCUGUGCUGGAUGAUGCUGAAGACAAACAGAUUACCAAUCCAAAUGUCAAAGAUUGGGUUUCUGAGCUUAAAGAUUCUGUUUAUGACGCAGAGGACCUGGUCGAUGAAAUUGCUACUGAAGCACUUCGAACCAGGUUGGAAGCUGAGGAUGAAAUUGCUUCAACGAAGGUAAUUCGCGUUGUUUCGUCUUUCAAUCCUUUCAGUAGAGGCAUGGAAUCUAAGCUAGAAGAUGUUCUUGAGAGGUUAGAAUCUCUAGUCAAGCAAAAAGAAAUUCUGGGUUUGAAAGAAUAUUGUAGAGGGGAGAAGGCAUUUCAGAGACCUCCUGCAACUUCUUUAGUGGAUGAAUCUGGUGUUUAUGGUAGAGACAAUGAAAAAGAAGCAAUAAUGAAGUUGUUGUGCUUAGAAAAUGCUAACGGAAAUCAGCUGGAUGUGAUACCUAUAGUGGGCAUGGGCGGGGUUGGUAAAACCACCCUAGCACAAUUGGUCUACAAUGACAAGAGAGUGGAUGAAUGGUUUGACAUCAAAGCAUGGGUGUGUGUUUCUGACGAAUUUGAUGCUUUCAGGGUAACCAAAACCAUUCUUGAAGAGAUCACUUCUAUCUGUGAUAGUAGUCAGAAUCUAAAUCAGCUUCAACUUAAACUAAAAGAGAAGCUGUUGGGAAAGAAGUUCCUAUUUGUAUUGGAUGAUGUUUGGAAUGAGAAAUAUGUUGAUUGGGAAGAGUUGAGAAGUCCUUUCUGUUUCGGGGGGAAAAACAGCAAGAUUGUUGUAACUACUCGCAAUGAAAGUGUAGCAUCCAUUAUGAGGACAGUUCCACCUUAUCAUCUUAAUAUCUUAUCCGAUGAAGAUUGCUGGGAGUUAUUUGCAAAACAUGCAUUUGUUGAUACAAGCCCGAGCAUGCAUCCAAAUUUGACAGCAACCGGUGAAGCAAUGGUCAAAAGAUGCAGAGGCCUCCCCCUUGCAGCAAAAGCACUUGGAGGUCUUCUACGGUGUAACCUGGAUGUUGAUGAAUGGAAUAAAAUAUCAACCAGCAACCUGUGGGACAUUACAGAUGGUAUCCUUCCUGCACUAAGGUUAAGUUAUUAUUAUCUUCCUUCACAUUUGAAGCGUUGCUUUGCAUAUUGUUCACUUUUUCCAAAAGACUAUGAGUUCAAGAAAGAAGAACUCGUCCGAUUGUGGAUGGCUGAAGAUCUUUUAUUGAAUUUCAAGUCAAAAGAAGAGAUGGAAGAACAAGGUAAAGAGUACUUCAAAGAUUUAGCAUCAAGAUCUUUUUUUCACCAGUUAAGCUUAGAUAAAUCUUGUUUUGUCAUGCACGAUCUAAUUAGUGAUUUAGCUAAAUCUGUAGCUGGGGAGUUCUUCUGCAGAUUGGAAGGUUGUGAUAAUUUAUGUGAAAUAAAUCAGAAGGCACGUCAUUUAUCCAAUGUCCAAGAAAAUUAUGAUGUGAGAAAGAAAUUUGAGACUUUACCUAAAGCCAAAGGGCUGCGCACAUUCCUAAGCUUAAAGUCUUUGCCUUGGCAUUCUUAUGUUACCAACAAGGUAAUGCAUGAUUUGUUGUCGAAAUCAAGGUUGCGGGUACUUUCUUUGGCUAAAUAUUGUAAUAUCAAUGAAAUACCCAAAGAAAUUAGUAAGUUGAAGCAUCUGCGAAGUUUGGAUCUGUCAGGAUCUUCAAUUAAAAGUGUGCCUAAUUCUUUAAGUACGUUGUAUAAUCUGCAAAUGUUAACUUUGUUUCGUUGUAGCAACCUUGUUGAACUGCCUAAAGAUAUGGGGAGAUUGAUCAACAUGUAUUAUCUCAAUAUCAGGGGAACAAUGUUAGCAAGGAUGCCAAAAGGAAUAGGCAAGUUGAAAGAUCUUCGAACAUUAACAAAUUUUGUUUUAGGUGAGCAAAAUGGUUCAAGCAUCGAAGAGUUGGGAAAGCUCAAGCACCUACAUGGACAACUUGCCAUUUCAGGUCUAAAAAAUGUUGCAUGUGCUAGGGAUGCCAAAAGUGUCAAUUUGAAGGACAAGAUGAAUCUUAAGGAGCUGGAAUUUAUAUGGAAGAAGCAUACUUAUGGUAGUGAAGUACUUGGACAAUUUGAGGCUGAUAAAGAAGUUCUUCAACAACUGGAGCCUCAUACAAACUUGGAGCAUCUUGUAAUUGGUUUUUAUAGAGGCACAAGAUUUCCAGAAUGGGUGGGACAUUCUUCAUUCUUAAAUGUAGUAUCUGUGCACUUAAGAGGUUGCAAAUUUUGCCACUCCAUGCCACCGCUUGGGCAAUUAUCAUCAUUGAAAUCUCUCUCCAUUUCUGAAUUUAGUGCGGUAGUAAAAGUCGGUGAUGAGUUCUAUGGGAGUGAUCAUGCUUUGACUAAACCAUUUGGUUCUCUUGAAAAUCUGAGAUUUGAGGAUAUGCCGGAGUGGGAAGAGUGGUUUUGUUUCAAAGUUGAAGCUUUCUGCCUUCUCCAAGAGCUUAGCAUAAUAGAUUGUCCCAAGCUAACUAAGAAUAUACCGAAACACCUCCGGUCUUUAACGAAACUGGAGAUUAGAAAUUGCGAGAAUCUUCAAAGCUUGCUUCCAAGGACAACAAGCAUUCGCCAACUUAAUUUACGGAGAUGUGAUGCACUGCGAUUGGAGCCAUUGCCUUGUGGGCUUCAAAAGUUGCAAAUUCGAGAUUUGAAUAUUGAUGAUUCCAUGUUGGAGAAGAUGGUGCAACACUGCAGUCAUCUAAAAAAGUUAGCUAUGUUGGAUUGUUCUAAACUCAAAAUCCUUCCUGAAGGUAAGCUACCUAUCACUCUGAAAGAAUUGAACAUUGAAAGGUGUCCUGUCUUGGAUUGUUCAAAGAUCCUCUUGUAUACAGCUCUUGAAUCCUUGAUGAUAGAAGGCAAGUGUCAUAAACUGGAGUCUUUCCCAUUAGGAUCAAUGCCUAUGCUAAAUUAUGUUUCUAUUUGGGAAUGUGAAGACUUGAAGUCAAUCUGUGCAUCAAAUGGCUCUCACCAGCGUCUCUCACGUCUCAACUAUCUGCAUAUCUACCAUUGCACUAAUUUUACAUCUUUGGAAAUUGAAGAUGAAUUAUCUGCCACCAAUUUGACCUCGCUUACACUUUGGCAUUGCAUGACUUUAAAGUCAUUGCCUGAGCAAAUGCGCUCCCUUUUCCCAUCCCUUGAGCACCUGUCAAUACGAUAUUGUCCAGAGAUAGAGUCAUUUCCAGAAGAGGGUUUAUCCUCCAAAUUAAAAACUAUUGAAAUCGGAAGAACUGACAAGCUAAUUGCUAGCAUGAUGAGGAGAGCAUGGGGUUUGCGAACACUCCCUUCACUUAGAGGUUUUGAACUCUCAGGUGCAGAAUUAGAGAUGGAGUCUUUUCCAGAUGAACAUAUGUUGCCAUCUUCUAUAGCAUCUCUCACCAUCUCUGAUCUUCCAGAUCUAAAGUUUUUGGACAAUAAGGCCUUUCAACACUUCACCUCUCUUUUUGAGUUGAUUAUCGACAGCUGUCCAAAGCUCCAAUCCAUGCCGGAAAAGAGUCUCCUUACCUCUCUUUCUUAUUUGUCCAUUAACAAUUGCCCCUUGCUGAGAAAACGUUUCAAAAAGAAGAAAGGCAAAGAUUGGCCCAAGGUUUCCCACAUCCCUGUCAUUCACAAUCAUGGAGAGCUCAUCAUAUAGCAAGACUCAGAAGCUGUGUGUCAUAAAUGUAUCCCUGUGCCAUUAUUAAAGCAGCCAAACUCAGGGCAUGCAGAUUGUGGUGGGUUCUCACGAACCAUGAGGGGGUUUUCUUUGCAGUGUUCUCGUACCCCUUUGGGAUUUGCAAUGCUGAUGAAGCUGAAGUUGGGGCAAUCAGGGCAUCAAGGAUCUCAAGUUUCAGUCCCAGAAGUACCUGCAAAAAAAAUUUCAAUGCUUCGAAGGUUUGGCAUCAAGCUCUGUGUACUUGGUUUCGAAGAGGUGCAAUGAUGAAGUGGUUAAAUUUCAACUUUACAAAGAAUAAGGAUUUCCGAGCAAAGGCUUACAUUGUUCGUACACAUUGAUUGGGAUUUAUACUAAUCCGAGCACUGUUCGUUUUUCUUGAAGUAAUUAUUUUUGACACUGGAAUCCAUUGUAUAUUGAGAUGAUAGGUUAUGAUCAAGCAUUUGGAUGGCAAAGAAAACAACUACUAACCAUUGGUGUCUAUGUGUUGCAAUUGGAUAUUCCAAUUUUGUAUUUAUAUAAAUUAUGAUAUAUUAAUCAUUUGUAUCAUAUAAAUAUAA